UUGAUGCCGUGACCCGCGCGCACAUCUUCAAUGCAGGCAGCUACCACACACACGAUGAAUGCCGUCGGAAGUGCAGUAGGGAGCUGGCAAUAACUGGCACGCUCUACGCACCACCACACAACUGCAGCCACGGAGACCAGCCCGUCCUUACUGAUGCUAACCGCACCCGAGGUUGUCCUACCCCGUCAGCAUGGAUCCACGCAGCGUAAAUGUGCAGGGCCGCAGCAGUGAUCGGAGCCCGGAUCCAAUGCUUGAAGGAGAAGGGCCCCGAUCUACUGCGGAACGGCGCGGCGCGUGGACCAACGGCAGGACAGGCACGGCCCAAGGAGCGCAGAGAGGGCCCCGAGAAGGGCCCAAGAGGAGGAGGAGCCAUUGGCACCUCGAGAAAUGCUGCUUGGCAUCGUACCCAUCCUUCCCGUGCCCAUCUCGCUCGUGCCGGAAGGCCAGGCCGACGGACGAGAAAAGAGGCUCCCAGGAUCGCCCUCCCGAGACGACGGUACCGAGGACGGGCACGGGAGAGAGGGAGCCGAGCCCGCGCGUGCAGGUGCACGGCACGCGGCCGCCCCACGCGGCGCGCCCCCCCGGAGCGGGGGGGGGGCGUGCCGGCCCGCGGCCCGUGCUGCGGGCUGGCGCUGGAGGUCGGUGCGCGGCAGCGGGGAGCAAACACGGAGCUCUGGCGCGCAGGGGCCAGAGCCGAAAAUCGGGAGCACAAAUACUUAAACAGGCUCCGGUCGCGGGGCGCCAGCCCCGCAUGCACAAGGCAAGCCGGCACGGCGGAAGGCCCAUGCGAGUCGCUGCCCCUCUGGCUCUUCCACGCUCACUGGCGGGUCUGCGAUGGAUCGGAUCCCUCAAUCACGUCUACUGUGAGGCGCCAUCGGGAGCUGGACGUCGCAUGGACCUCUGUCGAGGAAGGAACAACGAGGCCAUCAUAUGUAUAAACGCCGGCCGCGGGCGGAGAGGCGCUGGGGCCGCCGCACCGCGGGGCCGAGCGCGAGGGGCCCGGGCGAGGCGCCGCGCCCGCUCUCCGCAGGGGAGGGCGCCCCGCGCCGGGCCGCCCCCCCCGCUUGGUGGCACCGAAUUGGGCGGCGAGGGCGGGGAGGGCGAGCGCCGCCUGCGCAGGCCCACCUCCCGGGGGGGCUCCCAGCUCCGCGCAGCGUCGCGGGCGCGAGGAGCUUCGCGCUCUCCCGCGCCGCCCGCC
Prorocentrum cordatum is the source of this 1198-nucleotide messenger RNA. The record is from the annotation of a GenBank genome assembly. Lineage: Eukaryota; Dinophyceae; Prorocentrales; Prorocentraceae.